GGUGACCUUAUAAACUCAAUUCUAAUCUGUAUAUGUAUUUUUGCUGAGCAACAUUUUCCCCCUUCCUACAGCUCAACCGAACGGAAAGCUAUCCUUAAAUGGGCACACAAAUGGUGGACAGUAACAUGUUAGCAUUCAUAGAGAAUGAAGCGAUGCCUCUUCAUGAAGUAAUAAACGCUAUAAAAAUAGUGAAGAGUGAAGCAGUUGAAAAGAUCAAUCCUUUAAUCGUCGCUCAUGCUUCAUCACUAAAUUCUUUGCAAAUGGAGUCAUCUUCAGUGGAUUUCAUCAUAUCCAUGGGUACAUCACAAGAUUUUCCUGGUGAUAAUUUGGUUGGGGAAUUUUCACGGGUUUUAAAGCCUGGUGGAGAAAUCUUUAUUCAUCAAAGUUUUGAUGCUGCCAAAAAGAAUACAACAUCUUCACUUGGGCGAAAGUUAUUAGUUGCAGGGUUUUCAAAUAUUGAGGUGGUUCAGAUGGCUGAGGUGCUGUCUGAAGGUCUCCAGUCUUUUGGUAUCAAGGGAAAGAAGCCUUCUUGGAAAAUUUUACCAAAAGUUGAGGCUGUUGAUGAAAUGGAUGUUAUAGAUGAAGAUAGUCUCUUAUCUGAAGAGGAUUUGAAGAAGUCCCAAUUCCCAACAAGUGGAGAUUGUGAAGUUGGAAGCACACCAAAAAUCAGUAGUAUAUUAGGUGAUGCUUUUCAUCGCAAUAUUCAACUUAUUAGUUCAAACACACCAUUGUCCAAAAAUAUUUCCCGUUUCGAUUCCUCACAACCACCACGCUCCCUACAAUUUGAAACCAUCUGUUUUCCUACAAACACUGCGUGUGAUCCUACAAAAACUUCACAAAACCAAUCUCAUGCAUCUCAACCCCAAUCAACCGAUGAUGAUGACACAUCUCUACUUGUUAAGAGCUCGAAAAGAAAGAGCUCUGAAAAAACCGCAAAUCCUAAUCGUACGGGUCCCGCUCCCGCACAAACAUGGUCUACGGCCGAGGAAGCCGCAUUGAUAACUGCGUGGAUCGACAUCUCGGAGGAGAUCGGUACAAGCGGUAAUUAUGUUGGUCCUUUUUGGAACCGUAUUUUGAAACAUUUUUAUAAUGCAAUGGGUCGUUAUGACUAUCGUACACACCACCAACUUAAUUCAAAAUGGAGGGACAUAAAUCGGAAGGUGAUGAAGUUCAAUGACAUCUACAACAACUUGUUAAAUGAACGCGCAAGUGGUGAUAGUGAAGCCGACAUUUUGAGAGCAGCGCUCGAACAAUACCGAUCGGAACAUAACGGGGUAGCGUUUAGCUAUGCAUCCGCUUGGGACGCUUUUAAAAAAUCCCGAAAAUGGUUAACAGUGUAUGGGAAUGGGAAGAAUCAUACCAAUGGUUUGAAACGAACCAAGACAUCCUACUCCAAUGAUUAUACGAUAUCGCCCGUUGACCUCGACGAAGAGGAUGACCCGCCUGUACCCAUACCCAUACCCGUACCCGUACCCGAAUCCGAACCCGAACCCGAACCAUCCCGACCGGUUAAGAGCUCCAAAAGAAAGAGCUAUAAAAAUAUCGCAAAUAAUGUUGGUACCGGUCUUUCUAACGGUCAAGCAUGGACUACGGUUGAGGAAGCCGCACUGGCAACUGCAUGGGUCGACAUCUCGGAGGAGGACGGUUCAACGGGUAACGUGCAAAGUGUCGGUCCGUUUUGGAAGCGCGUGUUGAAACAUUUUCACAAUGCAAUGGGCCGUGAUGACUAUCGUACAAACCACCAACUCAGUUCAAAAUGGAGGGAUGUAAACCAAAAGGUGGUGAAGUUUAACGACAUCUACAACAACUUGUUAAGUCAACGUGGAAGUGAUCAUAGUGAAGCAGACAUUUUGAGGGCGGCGUUAGACGAAUACCGAUCGGAACAUAACGGGACUACGUUUAACCAUGGAUCCGCUUGGGAUGUUCUUAAAAAAUCCAAAAAGUGGGUGACUGCGUCUGUGGUGGAUUAUACAAGUGGUCCGAAACAAACCAAGACAUCUGACUCGAAUGAUUAUACAACAUCAUCGGAUGCAUGUUGUCUCGUUGACAUCAACGACGAGGAUGAUGAGAUUGAGCCUGUGGAUCACGACGAGGAGAUUGAGCCUGAAGAACCUCGACGCCCAAUCGGGAGGGGUAAAGGAAACAGAGCUUCAUCGUCGACUUUAUCGGGAUCCAAUAUGGAUGAAAAAAUAGAUCGAUUAGCAGAUAAGUUGGAUAAAUUUACCUCGAUUUAUGACCAACACCUCGAAUUGGAAAAAGAAAAAAUCCGCAUAAAGGAAAAAGCACGGGAGGAAAAAAUUCGUGCAAAAAAUGAAGCACGUGAGUUUGAAGAUUUUAAGAUCUUAACGGCAAAGAUUGACCAUCUGACCGGACCUUCUCUUCAAGCAGCUCUAGCAUUGAAGGAUAAGAUAGCGAAAAGAUAUGGUUUUGAGUAA
This is a messenger RNA of Lactuca saligna, 2435 nucleotides long. NCBI's taxonomy places the organism in Eukaryota, Viridiplantae, Streptophyta, Magnoliopsida, Asterales, Asteraceae. The record is from the annotation of a GenBank genome assembly.